UUGGAGGGGAAAUAAGUGUCGCGACAAUGGAUAUAAAAGCGCGUCGCUUCGAACCAAAAUCAUCGCAGUCUUCGAAGCGUUAUCAAAUCAAACCAGCCCAACACACUCUCUCUCUCAACAUGAUGACCAAGUGCCUCAUCUUCUUCGCCGCCCUCGUGGCUCUCUGCUCCGGAGGAGCCGUACCUCUGGCGGUCCCGGCCGCCGUUCCGGCAGCUUUGACCGUUGGUACUUACGCCACCAGUUACAACGCACACGCUGUAAACCACGCCGUGGCUGCUCCUUACGUAGCGGCAGCAGCACCGGCUCCUCUGGCUUACUCGGCUUAUCCGGCACUUUCUCCGUACUCGGCUUAUCCGGCUCUCGGUGCCUACUCCGCGUAUCCGGCGCUCACCCCUUAUUCCGCACCCCUUUUGGCCGGACGUCGUUAAAACUCCCGAAUAACGACUGACGAUCGUCGAACUUGUAUGAAAUAUCGAACCGGAGAGUGGGAGAGUGCAGAUCAAAUGGAGAGCGGGUGCCGCAUAGAUUUCCGGCUUUUAAAAAUCGCUCGAGAGCUGGCCCACCUUAGCGACUACAGCCGCUCCAAGAAAUUGGGAAAUGUUAAAACUGGGAGAAAGAUGAACGAAGGAUAGCGUACCACCUGAGGAAAUUACACCGAAAACUUGGGACGAACUUGGAGGGCAGGGAGGAAAAUAGUCGAGCUUCCAUCCGACACUUGGUCUCUGCGGUGACUGGAACUGUGAUCGAAAAAUUAUUUUUAAUUUUUAAAUCGUCAUCAACCUACUUCCGGAAAGAUAUUGUCAUUUUUACAAGACGAUUGUUGAAAUAAAAGAAAUUCAGACAAGAAA
Athalia rosae (coleseed sawfly) is the source of this 848-nucleotide messenger RNA. RefSeq lists its product as uncharacterized. The record is from RefSeq and is a predicted model, not a curated record. The coding region runs from base 27 to 428 and encodes 133 amino acids. The transcript has 2 exons. NCBI's taxonomy places the organism in Eukaryota, Metazoa, Arthropoda, Insecta, Hymenoptera, Athaliidae.